Orbicella faveolata is the source of this 872-nucleotide messenger RNA. Its product is annotated as complement receptor type 2-like. The record is from RefSeq and is a predicted model, not a curated record. Lineage: Eukaryota; Metazoa; Cnidaria; Anthozoa; Scleractinia; Merulinidae.
GAUUUUGUCCAGACCUAGGUCAAAUUUCGAAUGGUCAAGUUAUUGAAACACACCCUAAUAUCGGACAGGCGGCCGUGGAAUUUCGUUGCAAUGCAAAGUUUCGACUGGUCGGUACACCAAGGCUGGAAUGCGUUGAUGGAAGGUGGAACGGAAAGCUACCGUUUUGUGAGAGGCUCAAGUCGUGUCCACGUCUUCGAGCUCCUCCUAACGUUACCCUUCAUGGAUCUGACACUACUCAUGGUGCCCAAGCAAACUUCGCCUGUUUGACAGGAUUUGAUCUAUUUGGGUCGCCCACUUUGACAUGCAAUGAUGGAGUUUGGAGUGCCAACGUACCAACUUGUAAAGCCUAUUGCCAGAAGAUUAAGGAUCCGCCAAAUGGUCGAAAAUUUGGAACAAGCUUUUCUCAUAGUCGAGUUGUUUCGUUUGAGUGUAAGCUUGGAUUCGAAUUGGUUGGAGAUCGUGCACUGCGCUGUAACCAUGGCAUAUGGAAUUCCAGUGUUCCAGUAUGCAAAGCAACGCUAUGCUCAAAACCUACCUUUUCGAGUAACGCUUACAUCAUUUAUCCUCAAACAAAUCAUGUGAACUACACUCAUGGGACUCACGUUUUUCUGGCCUGUCGCGAAGGAUAUUACCUAAAGGGAUCGCCAAUCAUGGUUUGCAACCAGACUAUGUGGCUUAAGAGGGAAUUCAGUUGCAUUGCUUCCUGUCCUGUCGUGGAUUCAAUAAAGAAUGGUAUCAUCACACACGCUACUUUGAAGGAAGGUGGUGAGAGCCUUGCCCAGACCCUGGCCGUCCUCAUCAAGGAAACAAGAUUGGUGAUGACUUUCGUCAUGGUAAACCAGUUACAUUCACGUGUCGUGGAGAUUACAUAA